AUGUCGAAAGAAAACGACACCAAGUCCAAUUCGGCAUUACCGUUGGACUAUCGGGGCAAACUUAUCCUUGCGCCAAUGGUUCGUGUGGGCACAAUGACCAUGCGACUGCUAGCGUUGAAGUACGGCGCUGAUAUUGUGUAUAGUCCUGAAACGGUCGACAAGCGGUUGAUCAAGUCCAAACGGGUAGUCAAUGAACUCCUAGGAACAAUCGACUAUAUCGAGCAGGAUGCAAAGACCUUGACCUUGCGCUUUCAUCCUUCGGAGCUUAGCCGACUCGUUGUGCAACUGGGCACGGGCGAUCCUGAACUAGCAGUGCAGGCCGCCAAGGUGGUCGCUGGCGAUGUCGCCGGAAUAGAUCUUAACUGUGGAUGCCCGAAACGUUUUUCGCUCGUAUCGAGCAUGGGCGCUGCAUUAUUGUCCGAUCCUGAUCGAUUGAUUGCAAUUCUUGAACGAUUAAAAGCAGAGUUGACCAUUCCUGUCACUUGCAAAAUCCGUCUACUGCCUGCGACCGAUACGGAAACGUCCUUGGAGCGAACCGCUGCGUUGAUGCGUCGCAUAGAAGCUACUGGUGUCAGCGCAAUCGGCGUGCAUUGUAGAUUCCAAGACGAGAAGCCGUCAGAUCCAGGACAUUGGGAAUACUUCGAUGAACUGGCGAAGGUGGUCAGCAUACCGGUUAUUGCGAAUGGAGAUGUCUUUAGCAUGGAAGACAUGCGGAAGCUGACCCGUUCAAGUGGCAUCACAUCUUUCAUGUUGGCACGAGCGCCACAAUACAACGUGUCAGUUUUCCGGCCAGAAGGUCUCCUUCCAAUUCAAGAAGUAAUGGCAGAAUACUUCCGAACAGCCAUCGACUACGACAUGCCGUAUCACAACGCCAAAUACUGCCUGCUUCUCAUGUGGCCCGGCGCUCUUGGAAAGGAGUUCCGCGAAACUAUGGCAAGAACGAAGUCAUACGAGGGAAUGGCUGAACUGCUAGGAUUACAAGAGUACCUGGUCAAAGUGCGGCAAGAACGCGAACAGAAAGCGGCGAUCUUGCGGGAAAAAGGGCUGACGGAGAAGGGCCAGACGGAACAAUCGCAUGCGAAGGUCGACGCGGCACUGGGACCGGAUUGCCCGUACAUCCCAGAUGCACCUGACUACGAAACGGUCAUGAAAGUGGCUUACACCGUAGCUCAAUGA
Messenger RNA from Fimicolochytrium jonesii, 1176 nucleotides. RefSeq lists its product as uncharacterized. The coding region runs from base 1 to 1176 and encodes 391 amino acids. Gene Ontology annotation, molecular function: flavin adenine dinucleotide binding; tRNA dihydrouridine synthase activity. Lineage: Eukaryota; Fungi; Chytridiomycota; Chytridiomycetes; Spizellomycetales; Powellomycetaceae. Gene Ontology annotation, cellular component: cytoplasm. The transcript has 2 exons. Gene Ontology annotation, biological process: tRNA dihydrouridine synthesis. The record is from RefSeq and is a predicted model, not a curated record.